AUGACGACUUCUCCUGUGCUCGAAGGUGACACCCAAAAUCAAUUGAAGUCCUUCUCAGAGGCGAUUUUGCGGCACAAAAGUGGCAACUAUCCUUCGUUGAGGGCCUCAAACGAUGGCCACUUUUUCCCCUCUACCAAUGGUGCAACGUCCAACAGGGGUAAUAAACUCUUACAAAAGUCGGAUGGUGUUAGUCGCACAACGCUCAGAAACUUAGCUGACAGUAAGGAAGAGCAAGUUUUUUACAAUGGGUCCUUCCAUAAAUUACUGGCAAGGAAACGACAUCACGAAGACAGUGAUGACGAGGACUCCACCGUCAAUCUUCAUAACUUAGUUGAUUUACGACAAGUGUUAGCCCCAGUCUCAUCUUUAAAGGAUAUAGCUGUGCAUCCGGCAGUCUCCAAGACAUACAAGAACGAGGUUUUGGGUGAGCUGGCGCUGCAGACGGUGUUAAUGAUUGAAAAGGAACAAAAAAACGUUGUCGCACUGUCGAAGCUGUUGGAAGCCUUUUUGGGAGACUACCCUGGGGCAUUAUUGGAGCAAAAUUUAAGGCUGAAAGAGUACAAUCACAAUUUGAAGUUAGGGGAAGAUGCAGAAGAUCAUAGUUCCACCCAACCACCGCUUGACAUAAAACCCGAUGGAUAUCCCCAGGAUGAUGAAGAUCCUUUCUUUGCACUACCGCAAUUUGAUCCAUACUCUUUCCUACCGUCAGUCGUUUCGCAAAAUCUUGGUCAGAGCACCGAAGAAGUGGAGGCUGGUCGACAGCUAACCCAAAUUGCUCUACAGCGAAAUCAAGAAUUUAUCAGAAAUUUACAGAAAAUAAGAAACUGCAUCGUGAAGGCUCAGCGCAUAAAGGAACGUAUACAUCUAUGGGGUCGCGAGUAUGCGGGCAUUCAAGAAGAAGAUGUGACCGUCCCCACUGCAUUGCACGCUGUUAAGCGGGGCUUGAUUAGUGCCACGACAAAUAGAACUGUGACCGAAGAGAAUAUAGAGCCAGAAGUGGAAGAUGAGGAAGUGUAA
Messenger RNA from Lachancea dasiensis, 1017 nucleotides. NCBI's taxonomy places the organism in Eukaryota, Fungi, Ascomycota, Saccharomycetes, Saccharomycetales, Saccharomycetaceae. The record is from the annotation of a GenBank genome assembly.